ACAUUCGUAUUUUUUUGUUUACACUACAGUCGUAGUUUAUUAACUGCAGUUUACGAUGGAGUAUUAUAUGUAGCUUGCUAGAGAUUUGCGAAGGUAAAGGCACCCGAAAAUGGAGAAUACCGUAUUGGUAUCUAGACCGACGUACAGUAGUUCUACAUUUCAACAAACUUAUGAAACUAUUGAGAAAAAUAAUUCUAAUCUUUGCUCGCGAUUAAAACUAUGGUUUCGACUACAAAUGCAAUGCUCCUUUGCAAGAGUUUGGAGAAUCCUGGUCAGUUUCCUUCCCGUGCUUGGUUGGUUACCGAAAUAUAAAAAGAAAUAUAUUGUUGGUGAUUGUAUUGCUGGGUGGACGGUUGGGAUUAUAAGGAUCCCACAAGGUAUGGCAUAUGCAUUACUGGCAGGGGUACAACCAGUAUAUGGAUUAUACAGUUGCUUCUUUCCUGUUCUUUUAUGGUUUGUGUUUUCAACAUCAAAACACACAUCAGUAGGCACGAUGGCUGUAGUUUGCUUAAUGAUUCAAAACUUGGUUGAUCUCUAUGUCCCUGAUGUUACAACUGCAGUGAAUGGGUCAAUGGUUCUCGUUAACGGGGAACAAGUAGAUUGGAACAAAGUGGAUGAAAAAUAUGUUUUUAUUGAUGAAUCCAACCACCAUGUGAUUAAUGGAAGUUGGUAUUUGGAAGAUUUCUUAUCAAACAGAGAGUUAGAGAAAGUACAAGUUGCCAGUUCCGCUACCUUGUUGGUGGGAUUAAUGCAGUUACUGAUGGCCAUGUUAAGACUUGGGUUUCUCACCACAUUAUUAUCGGACCCCGUCAUUCAAGGCUUCACCACCGGCUCUGCAUUCCACGUCAUGAUGUCCCAGUUAAAAUAUAUGUUCGGACUCGCCAAGUCAGUUGGCAAACACAGCGGCGCGUUUGCAUUGUUCAAGACUUUAGGUGACAUCCUGUCAAACCUGUAUCAUGCGAAUGUUACUGACAUUAUUAUAUGUGUGAUAUCCGUACCAAUACUCAUCAUUGUAAAAUAUAUCAACGACCGAUACAAGAAAGAACUAAAGAACAUCCCGAUUCCAAUUGAGCUGAUACUCGUCGUCAUAGCAACAGUGAUUUCUUACUUUUGCCACUUUGAUGACCCCCCUUAUAAUGUUAAUAUCGUCAAAACUAUUCCUACUGGAUUCCCCAGCUUUUCCACACCCACUUACAUUCAUUUAUGGCCAGAAAUAAUCUCCGAUUGUUUAAUCAUGGCGUUUAUAAGCGUUGCAAUAUCUUUGUCUUUGACGAAAAUAUAUUCUGACAAACAUGGAUAUGAUAUUGAUGCAAAUCAGGUGGGUACGAAGGUAUGACAUCUGGAUUGGCCA
This is a messenger RNA of Ciona intestinalis (vase tunicate), 1351 nucleotides long. Lineage: Eukaryota; Metazoa; Chordata; Ascidiacea; Phlebobranchia; Cionidae. The record is from RefSeq and is a predicted model, not a curated record.